Messenger RNA from Daldinia caldariorum, 1808 nucleotides. Its product is annotated as 4'-phosphopantetheinyl transferase. Bases 187 to 1149 code for a protein of 320 amino acids. Gene Ontology annotation, cellular component: cytosol. The transcript has 3 exons. Lineage: Eukaryota; Fungi; Ascomycota; Sordariomycetes; Xylariales; Hypoxylaceae. Gene Ontology annotation, molecular function: magnesium ion binding; holo-[acyl-carrier-protein] synthase activity. The record is from RefSeq and is a predicted model, not a curated record.
CCUGAAUAUAGUACGAAGCCAAUGAAUUGCACAAAAGGAGUCGAUGUAUUGCAGCUGCAUAACAACCAUCUAGGUAAGGACUACAUAUUAAAUAGGUUGUUCGAGGUGAGAUGAGCAUCGAGUUGUAAAACUUGCCAACUACAAUUUUGAACCUCCUCACCAUUCCUAACCCCAACAAAAAACACCAUGGGAUCGGGCAAAGUCGAGGUCAUACAAUAUCUUGUCGACACCCGGCAAUUAUGGCCCGGGGCGACUAAGACAAAAGACCUCGAGAAAGAGGCCUCGCGCGCGUUGGCACUCCUCACCGAGGAUGAGAAGAAGGGCGUUCUAAAGUAUUACUUCGUCGCCGAUGCAAAGAUGUCGUUGACCUCGCAACUGCUGAAGCACUGGGUCGUCAGCAAAUAUGCUGGCGUCUCGUGGUGGGACACUAAGCUGACGCGGGACGAGAAGACCAAACCAGUGUACGUGGACCCCGCUACGGGCAAGCAGCCCGUCGCCUUCAACGUCAGCCACCAGGCUGGCAUCGUCGCCCUCGUGGCCGUAGCCGGGUACGACGGCAAAGUUGACGUCGGCACCGACGUGGUGUGCACGAGCGAGCGCCGCGCCCGCGACCACAAGGUCAUCAACACGGAGUGCUGGGCCAGCUUCGUCGACCUGCACUCGGACGUGUUCGGCAGGUCCGAGGCGGGCUACCUGAAGAGCGACCUCCUGACCACCCAGACGGACCUUCCGCCGCAGGCGCGCGGCGACGAGAUCGUCGACUUCAAGCUGCGGGCGUUCUACACGCUGUGGUGCCUGCGCGAGGCGUACGUCAAGAUGACGGGGGAGGCGCUCCUGGCGCCGUGGCUCAAGGACCUAGAGUUCAAGCGGUUCCGGGCUCCGCGCCCAGGGCGGGAGUUCGCGCAGCUGCCGGACGGUGAGCUGGUCGACAAGCAGGAGGUCAUCAAGGAGCACGAGAUCUUGUUCCACGGGGAAAAGGUCGAUGAUGCGAACAUCUGCCUGCGCUCCCUGGGGCCGGACUACAUGACCUGCUCUGCCAUCCGGACGCCGGACCGCAGGGGAGACGCGCUCAGCUGGGACUUGGGACCGUACGAGUUCCUGCCGAUGAACCAGAUCUUGUCUGACGCGGAAGAGCGGCUGGAGGAGUGAUUUUGGGAGGAGUGGAUAGAGUCGAGUCACCCAUCUUUAUGCGUUACGAAGAUUACGAGGGUAUAUAUGAACAUUUAUUUCAAGUCAUUAGACCAUCAUCUAUUUCUAUCUAGAGUAGCUGCCUACAGGAUCUAGGUUCAGGCUAGGCUAAGAUGGCGAAGGGUUGUGCUGUUAUAGCAUCUAGAGGAGGGUUAUGGUCACAUCGGCAUACACCCCCAACUCAUGCAAGGUGACGGCAGUAUGCGGCAGGUGAUCUUCAUUUGGGACUACCCAACAUGACCCUUUUUUAUGUGACCCUAUAUAAGUUCAACGUGACGGUUACCCAGAUACCUAGAAAGAGCCAUAUGGUGGGUUAUAUAGUUGCAAUUUUACUACCCAUAGCGAUGUCAUAUUCACUUCUUAUGCGAGUUAGACUCUACCUACCUGGUAUGUAACUGCCCAGGUGGUGAACUCGAGACUUUAAGCGUUAAAGAUUAUUCAAUAAUAAUGAAUAAAUGUAAGGUGAGCAAUUGGGGGUUAUGCUUUAUACUAAGGUUUUGCACAUACUCUAACGCCGGAUAGUAUUCUGUUUCACAGCAUGUGUAGAAGGAGAGAGAAGGAAUAUAUCACCUCUUAUGCAUCAGCGUACCCAGGUACAUUCUAUUAGGCAUUAACACCGU